AUGAUUGACACUCCGCUUCGAAUCUUCUCUGACAAUUUCAUCGGAUCCACCGUCUCCCACUGGGGGGGGGGGGCCACCGACGGUGCUGAGACACAAAGUGAUCUCCAAUCUUACCUCCCGUCCCGUGAGUCCAACAUUAAACGACGGACCACCGUCAAGCCUCCUCUCCUGCCCUCUCUCAAGGGAGAUUCUCUCCAUCUGCUCACUGCCCCCAAAAGGGCUGGACGUCCGAAAGGGUGGGAUGUCGCCUCGUCCAGCCAUCAUAUCAACCAUCAUCAGCACAUCUGGUUCUGGGCCCAGUACACUGCCACGCGCUCGGUGGUCCUUGUUCCAGCCAUUCGGGCGUCCUGA
Molecule: messenger RNA, 351 nt
Organism: Penicillium oxalicum
Lineage: Eukaryota; Fungi; Ascomycota; Eurotiomycetes; Eurotiales; Aspergillaceae
Exons: 1
Coding region: 1-351 (116 amino acids)
Source: RefSeq, a predicted model, not a curated record